Messenger RNA from Paramecium tetraurelia, 336 nucleotides. RefSeq lists its product as uncharacterized. The record is from RefSeq and is a predicted model, not a curated record. NCBI's taxonomy places the organism in Eukaryota, Ciliophora, Oligohymenophorea, Peniculida, Parameciidae. The transcript has a single exon.
AUGAACUCUGGAUUGAAUAACUAAAAUUCCUUAUUGUAUCAACUGACACCAGCCUAACUUGAGGAGUAUUAGCAAUAAUUGAGGUAACAUCCGACUUCAUAUUCUCGAUACUAUAUUACUUCAUACGCUCAAAUCAUAUAUUUGGCAAUCAAUUACUUAUUUUAGAUAAUAGCCAUUUCUCACCCAACUUUUGAGCAGCAACAUGAAAUCAUUACCAUUUCCGAACAUUUUUCAAUAGUUAUAGGACAAUCUUAUUAGAACCUCAUAAUCGCAGGAUCUGUUCAAUUUUAAUCGUGGUAAGAUAUCAUCAAUUCCAUAUCAAUUACAAUAUCGUGA